GUCACCAUGAGGGCCGGCGGGAGUUGCCUGGCUACGUGGCGGGGCCGACAGUCUUGGAUUGACCACAGUGCCCGCCCGGCCGACACUCCGCGGCACCUCCUUUGCUCCCGCCCUGCCCCACUCAUCUCGACUCACACUCCUGCUCAGUCUCUACUCCUCGGUGACUCCUCGCAUCCUAAAGUCAGUCUGAGGGCAUGGAGAUGAGUGUUUAUCAGUGGUCACGCCAAGAAGGAAGGGAGUCCGCUCACUAAUUAAAAGGCGUCCAGGUGAAUCAUGCUGCAGGUGCUGAGAGUGAGGCUGCAGGAGACGCCCACGUUGUUACUGUACCAGCAAGAGAACACCUCCGUAAACAUUGCUGACCCAGAGGCGACCACCUACGUGAAGGAUUGGCAGGUCUAUUUGCAGAAGCGACAGACGGGUCAGGUACGCACAAGGAUGGUCACCUGCCAGACGGUGCCAAAGUAUUACGUGGACAAGCUCAGCCAAAAGUCAGCCGUGGAAAGAAAGGAGACGGGCAGCUGGGCGACGCAGUGGGAUAUGCAUGAUGAGUACGAGAGGAUCAAAGCCAGGGCGCGGCGGUUGUCCAAACAGAAUGAUGGUUCGCAACGAAGACGGCCGCAAGCUCACUCCCAGGUGUACAUCGGCGACGUAAAAGCGACCAAGAAGCUCUGCUUCCAGACGGGGAGUCAUGACGGAGGUGAUGGAGUUAGUGGAGGGGGAGGAGAUGGUGGAAGUGGUCCAGCACGCGGGGUGGAGUCUGUCGGCCUGUUACGAGCACUAGGGUGGGUGGAACGUCAGUUGUCCUCUUCGAAGAACAUACGACUGAUGCAUGAAUUCAUAAGCGGACAACACCAGGUGAAGGAACGCCGUAAGUUCAGCAUGUCGUGUAACAAGGCGAGUACCCGGCUGUUGUGGCGCUAUGACUCAAAGGCCACAAAGGAACAGCGUGUCAACAGCCUUACUUUCCUCAAGACGUCCCCGUGGCUGGUGCUGGCUACCCACGGAACACUCAGCUUUACUACGCAGGGUGAGGGACUGCUGGUGGGAUGGAACGUCAAGAAAAUCAAGCAGCCUGAGCUAUGGAUACGGACGCCUCGGCCUGUCACAGUCGUCAGCUCGUGCCCAUCCGCCCCGCAGCUGUGUUGUGUGGCAUUGCUGGAUGGGACCCUUCUCGUGUACCAGCUGGACAACCCUAACCCGAAACUUGUCCUGGACACGAGCGGCAGCGUAGACAAGCACGGAAUGCCGGUGUGGGCGGUGGAGUGGCGCGACUCUCAGCUCAUGAGCAGCACCGCCACUAAGAAGACCCUCUCGCCCGCAGGGGAAGGCCCGCCUUCUUUCAGGCGUCUUGUACUCGACCUGCAGAGUCCGCAGCUGAGUGGGUCUGAGAUCGCCUAUGUGUUGGUGUCUUCUUCUGAGGACGGCACGGUCAAGGAGUGGAUCUUUGUCAGGGGGAGUCUGUUGUGCUGCACCACCCUGCUCAACGUACGUCUUCCCCUGUGGCUCUCCAUAAAGAUUUCUGGAGGCAUCGAAACCUUGCUGGAGGCGCGGCAAGGAGGGCAGGGUUUAGGGGGGCUGCCCAUACCCCAGAAAGUGCCGGCAACCUCAAUGCACUUUCGCCCGGGUGACAAAACAACGUAUCUGGUGGGCACUGCUUCCGGGGAGGUGUUGCUGUGCCGCACCUUCGAACGUGACCGCGUGGGAGGUGUAUACGCGGGGCACACCGCGCAGGUGACGCGAGUAGAGUGGCGCUUCGCAGGGGAGGAGGCCAAUUCCAUCUUCUUGUCGGCGGCGUUGGACGACUCGAUCCGCGUCUGGUACAUCGACAAACCGGUGCCGAUCGCGGUGCUGCGACUCGUCGAGGAAGUGGCUGGCGGAUACGUGGACGCGUGUUGGUGUCCCUGGUACGGCAAUCUGAUCGCUGGCGUGCACGGCGCGGGGCUCCACCUGUGGGACAUUUCGCUCUCCACACACACGCCAAUCAUCUCCAGAUACGUAUCCGGCGCCACUUGCGUGGCCUUCAGCCCACACACAAGGAAUGUGAUGGUUGGGGACAAGGACGGGCAGGUGAGCGUCUUCCACCUGGAGGGGCUGGAACUCUCUGCCAGUGUUUUCCUGAGGUACUCCACCAAGAUAUCAAAGCUGGCCAAGAUCGGCGUCAUCCCCGUUGAGAGCAAAGAGUGAUACCGCAUGCACACUGGCAGUCCGAAGAUGCGUUAAUCUGAAUAUCUUAGACAAAAAUGAUGGUUAGAGAGAACAGAAGCAAGUAAAGGAGGCGAAAAAUGAGGAAGAAGGAAAGCCAAGGUGAAAAACAUUACGGUGGUGACAAGAAACAAACUGAGAUGCAUUGGCCAUGAGGAAAGAUGAUGAAAAAACAGAUAUAAGAUUUGGGAAAGCAUCUGUUGGAGGAAGAUCGAAAGGGGUGAAAAUAGAGAACUGAGGAGAGAUGGACUCGGAAUUACAAACAGUGACUACGAUGAAACAGAGGAAGAGGCGAUGUAGCAAAAUGAUUGGCAAAGACAUACCUAAUUACUCGAGGGAGACGUAAAAUAAAAUUCCUUCCAUGUAUUCUUCGUUUUUUCUUCUGCUAUUAUUUGAUAAUAUUAAAAGAGAAGGAAAAACUGCAGAUAAGAGGGAAAGAAGACGUAAUAGGAAAACUUUGAUCGGGAGCAGAGUAAUCUAGGAGAGAAAAAAAAAGAACUUAAAGAGAAAGGAUUGUAAAAUAAGACUAUGUCGAAAGUUUGGGACAACGAAAGUGUAGAAGCAGGUAGAAAAACGAUAGAUAGAUGAAGUGGUGAAGGACGACCAGGAGAACAAAGGAGAAAAGACAAGGAAAGAGAAGGUGCUGCUGAAUAUGUUCUUUAUGGAGGCAACACAACAGCUAUUAUUAAUCUUUGCGUUAAACUUAAAUACAUAUAAAUAUCACUCA
Eriocheir sinensis (Chinese mitten crab) is the source of this 2929-nucleotide messenger RNA. RefSeq names its product dynein axonemal intermediate chain 4-like. Gene Ontology annotation, cellular component: axonemal dynein complex. The transcript is spliced from 15 exons. The record is from RefSeq and is a predicted model, not a curated record. Gene Ontology annotation, biological process: cilium movement. Gene Ontology annotation, molecular function: dynein light chain binding; dynein heavy chain binding. NCBI's taxonomy places the organism in Eukaryota, Metazoa, Arthropoda, Malacostraca, Decapoda, Varunidae. Bases 274 to 2184 code for a protein of 636 amino acids.